Funneliformis mosseae is the source of this 321-nucleotide messenger RNA. Lineage: Eukaryota; Fungi; Glomeromycota; Glomeromycetes; Glomerales; Glomeraceae. The record is from the annotation of a GenBank genome assembly.
AACAAAUUGAAAUUGAAAAUCAAUGAGCUUAAGUGUCUAAAAUCAGAGGCUAUAUCGAAACCCGUAGUUGGUAAAAAUGAUGAAAAAAAUAUUAUUAAGUCUGAUAAUAUAUCUUUGGGUAGUACUAAUCUCAGUAAAUAUUUUGUACACAGAAAAAAUAUGGAUCCAAUAAAAAAAAUCAAUAGUGAGAUUACUGAACUACCAAAAAUGAAACUAGUAUUAGUGAUAUUAAUUUCAAUGGAAGGAAUAGAAGUGAUGAGACCUAGUCUCAAGGUUUUGCCUCUCCUUAUUGUAGCAAGUACUUUAAUGACACCUUUAUCA